Wallemia mellicola CBS 633.66 is the source of this 1814-nucleotide messenger RNA. RefSeq names its product Aldo/keto reductase. The record is from RefSeq and is a predicted model, not a curated record. Lineage: Eukaryota; Fungi; Basidiomycota; Wallemiomycetes; Wallemiales; Wallemiaceae. The coding region runs from base 882 to 1724 and encodes 280 amino acids. The transcript is spliced from 5 exons. Gene Ontology annotation, molecular function: oxidoreductase activity.
GUAGUAUCUCUAAAUGUAUAAAUAAACAAAUGAAUAAAUAUAUAGAAUGUAAUUUUGUGGCGAUCUAUGUGGAAGCUCAUCUAACCUUAGAUUCUGUUAUCUAAUGACGAAAUGACGGUGCAUAAGAAUAAAUAAGCAAGUUACUCGCUAUCCCGCUAGCUACCAAGGCUGUUCAUUCCAGCAUCUGUUCCAGGUAUUUUCUUGUGAUCUGCUGGAUUAGCAAAUGCCUCAUAUGUUGUUAUGACUGGAUCAGCACGCAACUCCGUCCAGCUGCCUUUGAAACCCACGAAGUAAAGACGUGACGUAUCAUCUCCAAAGUUCUCAGGGAAGAAGAGCGUCAGAUUCUUUACUGAGUUGAAUUUUGAUAUUUUAAUUGGAUACUCUAUACACUCAGAAGAUUGAACGAGCUCAAUUUCUUGAGUGGCUGCAGGAUCACUAUCUAGAUCACCAAAAUCGAGGAAUUGGUUGGCGUAUAUCUUCACCUUAGAAGGUGCACUCUCUCCUGGCCCAGCUUUGAAUAGUAUAGACUUUAGUUUAACACUCGCGGUAAAUGGAAUCCUAAGUAAAAGCUGUUCAUCAGCGUCACUUUGUAUGAAUAGCGUGGUGUCAUCUUUAUCAAUCCAUUCCUUUAUGACGUCUUUUCCUGUGGCACCCUCGUCUUCGUCGAUAUUAAGCGCUGUGACAUUUGGUUUGUCGAUAACUUGGUAAAGGAAAUCAUGAUCUACGCCGCUUGAAGGGUGUGGAUCGUGUGUAUGGUUUGGCUGCUCUAUGUGAGAAUAGGGUUCAAUAUUAUCUGAUACUCACAUCACUGCAACUGUCGCUACACGUCAUUGAAAAGUAAAAAGAACUUACGUAAUGUUUUUUCAAUCUGAACAUCCAUCAUGCCAUCAGUUAACAACAUCAGCUCAACAUACAGACUUGCAUCAGGACAUGAGAUACCUGCAUUUCAACUAGGUGUCUAUAAGAGUUCAUCUGAUGUUGCAAAGAACACUGUCACUUCAGCUCUCAAAGCCGGAUACAUUGGCGUCGAUACAGCUCAAUACUAUGCCAACGAAGUUCAGGUCGGAGAAGCUAUCCGUGAAGCAGGAAAACAAGCUGGGGACGUGUUUGUCACAACAAAGGUCAUGGAAUCUGCUGGUGACGUUGAUGCGAACUACAAGAGGUGUUUGGAGUCAAUCGAAAAAAUUGGUCUCGGAUAUGUAGAUCUGUUCUUGAUACACUCUCCACGUCAAGCCAAUGGUGCAACUGAUCGUAAGAGCCUCUGGCAGGCUCUCGAGCGUCUAGCAAAGGAAGGACGUGCAAAGUCUAUCGGUGUCUCAAACUAUGGUGUAAAACACAUCGAAGAACUUAAGAAAUAUGCAAGUGUGCCUGUAAGCGUCAACCAGAUUGAGCUUCAUCCAUUCCAUCAGCAGCGCGCUAUUGUUGAGUAUUGUCAGAAGAAUGAUAUCAUCUUGGAAGCAUACUGUCCUAUCAUUCGCGGACAGAAGAAGGAUGACCCUACUAUCGUAAAGAUAUCUGAAGAGACUAACAAAAACUGGGCACAAGUACUUAUUAGAUGGUCUAUUCAGCGCGGUUUCGUCACUCUUCCAAAAUCUGACAACCCUGAGAGACAAAAGAGCAAUGCUGACAUAUUCAAUUUCGAGCUCAGUACCGAUCAAAUGGCUCGUUUGGAUGGAUUAGAAGCUGGACAUCAUGUUGCACCAUGUCCAGUCGAUUGCGAUUAAGGAUGUAACAAAGUAAAUGUAAAUAUUUGAGAUAUAUAAUGUCAUUUCAUGCAAUUAUGUUAUCGCAUGUGUUGACACUAUUUGAAGUGC